AUUACUGGAUGUCGGAGCUCACCUCCUUCUCUGGGACUGCAGACGUGUAAUUCCAUCCCAAGCUGUAUUCUGUCAGUAUAGAUAUUUACUGACCAAACCCAGAAACUUUUCCAUUAUUGUAACACCAUUGUUCCUGCUCACAGCUGAUAAGCCCAAGCUUUUCAAUUCUGAAUCAUCAACCAAAACUUUUAUCUCAGGAAUACAUGCUCAUGUAUUCAGGGAAAAGGGGAAAGAAAGUACAUGGAGACAGGAUCAAAAAGCUAUUAAUUAUAUCAGUGAUUUAUUUCUUGUUCUUUCCUUCAUGAUUACCUUACAUUGUUUCUUGAAAAAUAGAAUACAGCUCCAAAGAGGAGGGUAGAAACAGAUUUGCACAAAUUAUUUAUUGGGGUUGAUUUCUGCUUAGACAAACAAACAAACAAACAAACAACAUACCAAAUCCAAAACAACAAAACCAAACCAAAAAACCAAAUCAGAUUUCCAGAGUUUGGAGGAGCCGCUGUGCCGCCGGAGGUCCCGUGGUAAGCCAGGGAUGACAACUCCUGUGCUGUCACGGGACCGCCUGGUGGGACCUGCUCGUCCCUGCAGCUUCCAAAUCCUCCUCCUGUGGUGGCAAUUCCCCAGCCAGAUGUUUGCAAUUUGCCCACGCUUGUCUUUCAGUGGAGCCCAGAUACACCUGCACUCCAGCCCAUGAGUGGGCACAGGCACAGCCAAGCCUUCAAAACUUUGUCCUGCUUCUCUCCAGGUUUCAGAGGGAUGGGUCACAGGUGAGGUCAAGUUUACUCCAGCCUCCAGCCCUUGCAAAUUGAGUCUGGUUAUCCUGUAGAUACUGAGCCAAAACUGUGCCUAGUCUUGUGUGCAGACACAAAAGAAAUGGAAUUGUGGGGCUGUGGAAUUGUGGGAGUGCAUUAAUGAAGCUCCUGCCCUAAUGAGCAGUAUCAACAAAACCUGUUUUUUUAGCAUUAUGGUUGACAAUAGUAGUCUUCUGUAUCCACAGAGGCAAGUAGAUCUGAGGUAGCCUAGAAAUAGGCAUCCUCUGACUGAGGUCAAAGGAAGAGGAGGAAUAUGGUUAUGUACACAAAAAGCAAGCUUUCUCACCGUGUUCAUGCAGGGGGAGAGUGGUUUUCUUGCUAUUAUCUCCUAGUUUCCACAAUGUAACAUUCCAAGCCACUUUUAAAAGUGUCAUUUUGCAUUUAAUGAGUGCUAACUUUCCUUUUGGUGUUUCCUGUUGUUCUGGAAACAUUUAGAUCUCCCGUCUGUAUCUCUGUGCUGCAGCUGCCACAAUAACCUUCAGAGAAGGAUUCUCCUACAUCUUACAACAGCAGCAUGACAUAUGGAGCUGAAACCCGCAGGAAGCAUGCCUCAUCAUCCAUGGCCAUGGGCUCAGUUAAAGACUCAACCUCUCACAUUUAAGGCAGUGGCUUUUUGGCCUCACCUGCUGCCCACGGUUUGCUCCCAGGUCCACGUGUGCUGCUGGGGAGCCUCAGCCACAGAAGCAGCUCCAUAGGGCGGUAGCUGUGCUCCAAGGGAGCCCGAGAUCUUAGUCGUAGAGGAAAUCUGAUCUGCUGCAGCACGGAAACAUCAGCCGUGGGAUGGCGAGACAAAUUCCUUAGGGAGCUGCCUGUUUUCAAGCCAAGUGUUCAUGAUAUGAUCCAGCUGGCUUACAGGGAUCAACUACCCACUUGUGAAUAAUGGUCAAAAACGAAUCCCACCUGGACGCUUUGACACUGGCAAUGCUCCAGAAUAAAACCAUCUCCAUCACCCUCCCAGUUGUGUACACAGUGGUGGCUCUGGUCAGCAUUCCUGGCAACUUGUUCUCCCUUUGGGUGCUCUGUUGGCACAUCAAACCCAAAACACCUUCUGUUAUCUUCAUGAUCAACUUAAGCAUCACGGACCUCAUGCUGGCCAGCUGUUUCCCCUUCCAGAUUUCUUAUCACCUCCAAAGCAAUCACUGGAGAUUUGGCAAGACCCUUUGCAGCCUUGUGACAGUGAUGUUCUACUCCAACAUGUAUUCUUCUAUACUGACCAUGACCUUUAUCAGCAUGGAGCGGUACAUGGGUGUGGUACACCCCUUGAAGUUGAUCAAGUGGAGAAGAAAAAGAUAUGCCUUGGCUGCCUGCGUAGCCAUGUGGCUUUCCUUGCUACUAGCCUUCUACCCACUAGAAACUACAGACCUGACCUAUGAAGUGAAAGAAUUAGGGAUUAUAACCUGUUUUGAUGUCCUAAAAUGGGAUAUGCUGCCCACCUUUGCAGCUUGGGUAGCCUUUCUCCUCACUUUAUUUGUUGUGCUGUUCCUGAUCCCUUUUGUUGUAACAGUUGGAUGCUACAUUGGUAUCAUUAGGAAGCUAAUUCAGACAUCAAGCAGAUAUGGUAAUAGGCAAAAGACUAGAUCCAUAUACCUGGCGACAAUUGUCCUUCUGUCCUUCAUCACUUGCUUUGCCCCCAAUAAUUUUAUCCUACUUGCACACAUGAUCAGCCGCCUAUUUUACAGCAGCAGUUUGUACCCUGCCUACAAGCUCACCUUGUGCCUCAGUUGCUUCAACAAUUGCAUAGAUCCCUUCAUUUAUUACUUUGCAUCGAAAGAAUUUUACCAGAAAUUCAUGCAAAUGUUUCGCCCUAAGGUACUGCUCAGCGACAGUUUGGAAAACAGAAGGGAAAGUUUAUUCUCUGGCAGAACCAUGUCAGCCAGAUCGAUGUCAAGUGGACCUAUGGAUGGGUUAGAGGGAGUAAAGGUCAAUUUGCAAAGGCAGGAAAGUGUUUUCUAGCUUUAAAUAUUCCGAGAAGAAAGACGCUUGUGAAGCUCAUGAGCAGACACAGAAAACAUUUCCUUAUGAAUGGCCAUGCUCAAAACACCAGUGACAGAACUCAAGCUGCACUUAAACUGCAUGUCAGAAUUUUCUGGUCAGAAAUGGAAGUGCUAAAGGAACUGAAUUUAUUCAAGAAGGCACUGAAGCAAAUCAAACAGGGUUAGCCUGGAAAUAGCCUUGCUGCAUAAGACCGAAGGACAGGUUUAGAACAGUUCCUCUCAGGUUGUAUGAUAGUUAACCAAAGACUUGUGAUUCUCAGUGAAUGUGAAAAACUACUGUACAUGAAUUAGAGCACACACAAAAGCUGAUUUGGGAGUAAGGGAAUUGUUCUUCUGAGCAAUGUGCUAAGCUUUGUUUUCAUUUUUGUCUUUUGUUUUUUUUAUUAUAUUUCUUUCUCUCUUGUAUUUUUAUAAAAGAAAGAAUAAAUGUAGCAUGGCAUUUUACCAUUAAUACAUAAUGCACAGCCACUGUGAAAUCACCACAACACUCACCCAACUGCUUAUCAGAGUCAAACCACAUUGACACUUGAAAAGAUUAAGUUGACUCAUAUUAUUUAUUUCAAUCUUAUACAGUAAAACAUCUCAUACAAUGAAAGGAAAGCUAAGAAUGUUUGCAAAUACUUCUGUAUUUCUUGAAGUUAUUAAUUUCUCAGGACUGUGGGGAGCAGUUUAUUUAAGGAAAUAGACUUUCCCACAUUAACCUAUUACAGUACCAAUGCUGCUUGUAUGUGGUUAGUAUGAACUGGCCAUUUUCACCAAUUCACUGUAGGCUACACCUAGAAGAACUAUCCCUCUCACCAGAAUUGAGCUUUAAAUAGUGCCUGGGGAGUGAGUUUUUCUUCCUUACAGAGAUGGUGUAGAUUAUGAGCCAGAUUUUCAGCUGGAUAAAUGAAAAUUCAACCACAGACUGGAGAGUUAUUCUGUGCCAGCAGAAACCAGCUGAAAACCUUUCCUGAUGGCCAGAUGUCAGAAAUGGACUUCUUUCAGGCAGGCAAGAAGAAAGAAGAAAAGAAAGAGGAAAAUAAAGCUUGAGAAUGCGAGCUGUACUAAACAUCCUGAAAAUAAGUUAUGGCAGGUGGGUUGAGCAGUCCUGUGUUUGGAGCCUUCCUCUGAAAUAUCUUUCUACAGCUUACAUGUUGUAAGUACAUUAUAGAGCCAUGUUUAAUUCUUCUCACAUCUCAACAACUGCCUGUGUGCUUGGAAAGACAACUGCUACAGAACGUGCACUGGGGACAGACAAAAGAUAAGUUUUUCCUGUAGUAUUUACAGCUUUUUACCUACAUUUGACUCUCAUUAACCGAGGAGAGACACAAACCACCUGAGAAGACCAGACAAGUCCCCCACACAAGCAAGACAAAGCUACACCAUAUCCUUUGACUGUGCUGCAACUCCAUCUAACACUGAGGAGGAAGCUGUCUGUAGCAUUGUGGACAGUUGGUUCAGACAUCUCUUGCUGCACUGAUUCCUGAGCUCCUGUGCCUAAGUAAUAAGCAACACCUUAAAAGGCCCUUAAAAUUUGCUGGUUUUCAUUUGGUAUCUCAUGAUUAAAAAACAAUUUUCCAUCACUAAUCACUAUUAAUUUCUUCACAGUUGAGGGUGUGAAAACUACAAAACACACUGUGAGAUAUUAGAAUGUCCUAUAUUCUGCUAAGGUAUUGUCAGUUUUUGGAGUAGAAUAAAUGUGAGUGGACCUAGCACUACUGUUUACAAGCCAGUGUGAACAUUCAAUGCUUCGUUUCAUUUCACAGUGUUAGUUUUAAUUGAUCUACACAUUUUCUGUGUACAGGGCCAACCUUAGUGAUAUGUAACUCACCUAAACCCUCUAAUUAAUUUGCCUUGAAGCCACCCUUCACUAUUCACUUUCAUAUGAUUCCAGCUUUCUCACUAUCACAAUUGUUUAAUUGUUUUCUGUAUUUUGUUGUGGCAGAAAAUUUUUUGAAGUUUAUACUGAAAUCUCUCUCCUUUUUCUUUUCUUUAACAUGGAAAUAUUUUUUACAUUGAAAGCCUUUAUUUCUCCUGCAUCUAAUGCAGACUUCAUUUUAUCUUUAACAUGGUCCUUAAGUGCAUAGUCCCUCCUAAAAUAUGCUGCAAAGUGCUUGAACAAUAACUGACAUAAAAUAGAGCCAAAAGGGCAGAAACCUUGCACUUUGGACAUCAACUGCUAUAUUUUGAAGAAUAGUGAAUUAUUCCUUUUUCAGGUGAGAAAAGGUGCUCACAACUGUGUGAAAAUGUUGAGAAUUAAGAGAAUAAAUUAUUAUUAAAAGAGGCCCAUCAUACUAUUCUUUGAUCCUGGAAAUAUAUCCUUAUGGAGCAUCAUAAGAAUAAUGGUUUCUACCCUCUUGAUUAUGAGUGUAAGUUGACAUGUAUACAUAUAAAUAUAUACAUAAGUGUACACUGAAAUUUGUAAGGUUAUUGAGAAGUUCAUGUCCAUAUUACGUUCAGUUUGGGGAAUAUGGGCCCUGGGCAACUUGCUUACUUGUAAGCAUUACUAUGUAGUUAAUGAAAUUUUACUGAAAAGAAAAGAAUGUGAAGGCUUCUGUUUGUUAUUGGAGUUGGGAGGGGAGUUUAUGUUUGGUUUUGUUUUUUAAUUACUGUAUAUAAAUUUAACCUAUGAAAGUGGCUGAACUUUUUUGUACAUAUGAUGAUAAUUAAAAAAAAUAAAAAGAACAUGAUUAAAGAGUCA
Molecule: messenger RNA, 5486 nt
Organism: Cyanistes caeruleus (blue tit)
Lineage: Eukaryota; Metazoa; Chordata; Aves; Passeriformes; Paridae
Source: RefSeq, a predicted model, not a curated record